GAAGAGGAAGGUGAUGGUUCGUCUUCAAGUGAAGAUUCAGAUGAGGGCGAAGAAAGUGAGGAAGAAGAUGAAGAGGGAUCACAAGAGGAUGAGGAGGAAGAGGGGGAUGACAAAGAAGAGGAGACCGCAGACCCCGGCAACAUCAUCAAAGAAGGUUCCAACGCAGCGGAAGAUUGUCAAGGUGUGUCGCACAAAAAAGACUGGGACACCUUCAGUCGCCAGUGCGAGAAUCGCAAGAAGUUCCCUGUCAGCCUGACUUCACACCUGCAGCGCGACAAAACAGACCUCUUCAACAUCUGGCUCGAAAGCGGGAAGAACUUGGAGCAGCUUCUCGUUUUGAUUUUGUUCAAGAGCAUUUUGGUAGCGCUGGUGGUUGAAAGGCGAGUGGAGGGCAUCAAUCGCUUUCGCUCAGGGCGAGAGGGGAUUAAGGCAAGGGACAUUUUCAAGAAGUAUCCCAAGGACAAAGCGGAGAAACUGAUCUCUUUACUCAAGCAAAAGAAGAUGUGGUACUGGGACGAAGACUUCCCGGGGGACGACGAGGAGAUCUACUAUUAUUGCGGGCGUGCUAAGCGCAUCGAACAUGAAGAUAUCACCGCGGAGCAAAUGAAGUUGGUGGGGAAGACCAACCCGGAUCACGCUACCCUUACUGCCCUGACUGACGAGAACGGCCCUCUCCAUCAGGGCGCACUUCCUGGUGUAGACGCUGCCGACGCCGAUGGUGAGAAGUCCUUGUGGGAGACAGAAGAUGGCGCUUUCCCUCAAGCACGUGGAUUAUGGGGUGAGCUCAAUGCCCAGCUGAUGACCUUUUCGAGCAAGACUGAAUCCCUGUACCAUGACCUUCAAGAGCUCAUGAACCAAAAGGUUCUGAGCGAACCCAAGAUCAAGGGCUUGCUCGGUCAGUGCAAGGAACAGCUCAAUUGGUAUGAGAAGGCUAAGGCAGCUGGGAGGGCUAUGCUUUCUGGAUUGACGGACAAGAAGAGGGGCAAGGCUAAGGCAAAAGCGAAAGCUUCUGCCAGGAGGGGUGACAAGAAAACCACCGCUUCUUCUGCGUAG
This is a messenger RNA of Durusdinium trenchii, 1053 nucleotides long. The record is from the annotation of a GenBank genome assembly. NCBI's taxonomy places the organism in Eukaryota, Dinophyceae, Suessiales, Symbiodiniaceae.